Messenger RNA from Coregonus sp. 'balchen', 12174 nucleotides. The record is from the annotation of a GenBank genome assembly. NCBI's taxonomy places the organism in Eukaryota, Metazoa, Chordata, Actinopteri, Salmoniformes, Salmonidae.
GAGCUGUACCCAGGGGUUGCCAGUGUACCAGGCCAACCAGGUGUGUUGGGUGGCAGGAUGCCUGGGGUGGAGAGUGGCUCAGGUGGUCUGGCUGAUGACCAGGUGGUCCUGGAGGCCCUGUAGUGUUUCUGCAGCUCCUCAGAACAGACCUACGACCAGUUCCUGUCCUCCUUCACACACGGACUGACUCCAGGUCAGUCUCACAGGCAGUUCACACACCUAAUUUGAAUUGCAAAUUGCCCAUUGUUUUCCAUAAGGAUUUUUUGCAAUUCAAUUGAAAACGGAAUUGACCCCAAGCCUGGUCUCAAAGGCCUGCAGGUUGUGACUUUAGAACAUGAAGAGCUGAUACCUUACAGGCAUAUAUUAAAUUGAUACAAAGAUAGCUGUAUUUUCUCUUCUGACCUUCCCCUCACAGGGAGUGCUGGGAGUGGACACACGACUCUGCCCUCCGGACCCAGUCGUCUCUCUAGGGAGAUGGAGAGGUGGAGGAAUGGAGAAGAGGAUGUGGCGGAAGAGAGGAGAGGACAGCAGAGUGUCUGCGUCCUGCCUGCUGAUCAGGAGGAGGUCAGUGACUCCUGGAUCUGUCUGUCUGUCCUACAGGCUUGACUGACUCAAGGCUUACAGCUAAACCCACCCCUCCAGGCUUCAAUCACUCUGAAGGCUGACUUUAUUACCUCCUCCCCUCCACUCUCCUUCACUUGUCUCAGCCCUUUACUCUCUCUUGUUCUCGUUCUCUUGCUCUUUCUCGUUCUCUUUCUCUUUCUCUCAUUCUCUCUCUCUUUGCAAACCUGCAGUCCUACCUUAUGACAAAACAAACAAACCAUCUGGAGGACUUUGUAGGGGUGUGGGGCAUCGGGGGGGGGGGGGGGGGGGGGGGGGGGCUUGGUUCUAACUUUCUAGGUCCUUUAAAUUAAGUAAAGUUUGUGAUUUUAAUGAUGUAACUAUUGGGCCAAUAAAGGUAUUUAAAAAAAUAAAAUAAAAUGUAUCUCUCUCUCUUUUUCUCUCUGUCGGUCUCCCUUGGUUUAUUUCUGUUCCCUCCAUCUAUUUCAGUGUUUUCCCAUUUUCCUAAACCAAAUUAGUGGAUUGUUUCAGGAGCAGGAAGGUUUACUUCAGAUGUGUACAUUGGAGCAUGAACAGUGCUUAGGACCUCAGGCUAUGCCAGCUAUUGAUUUAACCAUGAUUCUGAUUAAAAGUUCUCUCUGCUGUAAUCAAUACUACACAUCAGGAAGUUACACACUGAAACUGAAACUCUGGGAUAGGAUCCCAUAUUUGGUUUACAAUUAAUUCCACUGGUGAUUAUUUGGAAGAGUUGAGUGAGCACCAGAUCAUAUAGCAUCUGUAGGACUCUUAGAGGCACUCAGCGGUCCAAACACAUUCCUAUAUGUAACUAUGUAACAACUGGAGCCAUAGAGCAACAGGAGUAGAAUGGCCAGGACCCCACAGAGCUGUUAGUGUGUGAUGAGAUCAUAAUGACAGUCAUACUGCUUGAGCAAAAAGCACAGUGCAGUGGUCAUAUACAGUAUGAGUAUCUGGCAGUGAGUAUCUCUUUGUGACUGUGGUUUGGUUGCAGAUGGAGCUGGGUGCUGGAGUGACUGUGGGCAGCUGUGGAAAUGGAGACUGUCGUCCACCAGGCAGAACUCUCAAGGUUGAUAUUGUGGACUAAAGUCAUGUUAUUGUAAUAUCCCAACUGUAUUUUAAAUAUGGGAAUAGAAUGUAAGAUAGUGCAUAUUCUUUGAAAAAUUGCUUGCAAUUUGGUAUGUAUUAUUUAUUUUUUAUCGCUGACACAGGUCACACACAUGGACUCAUGAUGGUCACAUAUUAUAAACGGCUAUAUACUUUGUCUCAACUAUCGAUCAAAAUACAGCUUUAUAACUUGUUUAGUACAGUAGUAUACACAACAUGAAAAGUAAUAAUCACUUUCUCUUGUUUUUUUAUUUGAGAAUUGUUGAUUGAAGAGUAACUCUCCAUUGUUCUCUGUGUAUAGCUGGAUAACUACCUGGAUUUUGGGGACUUCAGUGAGGAGGAAGGAGAUGUAACUGCUGACCCAGGUACAGCGUCUGGUUCUCUAGAACUGAUUUCAGAUCAGUGCAUUGUAGAAGGUGGAAAAUAACUUUCUUGGCACUGUAUAAUGGCAUUCUUGUUUUCAAAAACUAAAACUGUUUAAUUUCUUCUAAAGUCAUCUAAGAGUGUGCAUGGAUCAUCAUUAACAUUAAUUUAUCCUAAUCUUUCCUGAUUACGGUAGAAUUAGAAAGUUAGCGGCUUGCCAUGCAGUAUUGAUAUGAGCCUUUGAGCCCACAAUGCUAUUUCACGGAGAAUGGUUCCAUUAAUCGAAGCUUCUUUGACAGUAAAUUACAGCGCUCCAGAGUUCUUACAUUCUUUUCUCAAAGAAAGGAAAAUCUCCAGUGAAAGUAGAAUAUAUUCUUAAUAAUCCAUGUAAAGAAGGAAACAUGAAGCAGUUUGCCAGUAAGCCUCAGAAGACAUUUAAGAGUUCACCUUGUAAUAGGAUUUAGUUAAUGUCAUGUGCAUAUUAUUUCUGUAAUAAGGCUAGUCAUGCCAUUCGUUUGAAAUACAUUACCAUCUAUUACGCAUUUUCAAUACAUGCAAAUUGUGGCCCGACCCUAUAAUUAGUGUUAAGGGCAAUGGCUCUCUGCUCUGAGGUUUAAUGCUCUCUCUGUCCUCAUUUAGCAACGAGGGAUACAUAGGCCUCAUUCAAACUACAUCUCCAUUCAACUGCAGAGGAUCAGGGCCCUAAUGCCAACCCUGAUGCUGAGCCCAACAGUAACAACCAUACACCUCCACAACAUACUGUGUGUGUGAGGGUGUUUACAAUGGGGUUGCAGCCAGGCCUGGUGUGUGUCCUUCCUAACUGGAUGGGGAAAGUGGAUUGGUAAUAUAAGGAGAGGGUUGACUAAGGGUGUAUCAGUGUCUCAUGCCAAACGGUGUAAAAAUCACUGGGUGGGUGUCAUUGUCACCCUGGCUGCCUGUCCAAGGUGUUGAUGCCCACAAACGUCUGACAGUGAACUCCCACCUUGAUUAGCAUGUACAAAAUAAUUAUCAAUGUGCUGUGUGUAAAAGCAGGUGGAGAGGAGGAGGGGAGUGUUGGGGAAGGCGGUUCUGCUGCGUCUUUCUGACACUGAGCACAUCGUAAUUGCCUUUACGGCAGGAUCGAUGACCGCUCAGCAUCUGAAUGAAUCUGACUGUCAGGGGUGAUGGCUGCGAUGGCUUUUACACUUCUGCUGUGAUGGAUUUUAGUUGCGCCUGAGAACAGCAUAUGUAAGGUUUUGUUUAGUGUAUUAGGAUCCCCAUUAGCUACUGCACAUGCAGAAGCUACUCUUCCCGGGGUCCACAUAAAACGUACUUAUACAUGACAAAGUACAGAACAGUUAUAGACAAGAAUGACAUAAGAUAUUACAUAAAAUAAGUAAUACAUUCAUUUUUGGUACACCCAUCUAGUACUGGGUCGGACCCCCCUUUGCCUCCAGAACAGCCUGAAUUCUUCGGGGAAUGGAUUCUACAAGGUAUGGCGUUCAAACGUUGCUCAAUUGGUAUCAAGGGACCUAACGCGUGCCAGGAAAACAUUCAUCACACCACCGCCACAAGCCUGUACCGUUGACACCAGGCAGAAUAGGGCCAUGGACUCAUGCUGCUUACGCCAAAUCCUGACUCAACAGGAACCGGGAUUCGUCGGACCAGGCAAUGUUUUUCUACUCCUCAAUUGUCCAGUGUUGGUGAUCGCGUGCCCACUGGAAUCGCAUCUUCUGGUUUUUAGCUGAUAGGUGUAGAACCCGGUGUGUUUGUUUGCUGCAAUAGCCCAUCCGUGAUGAGGCCCGAUGAGUUGUGCAUUCCGAGAUGCCGUUCUGCACACCACCGUUGUAUUGCGCUGUUAUUUGCAUGUUUGUAGCCUGCCUGUUAGCUUGUGCGAUUCUUGUCACUCUCCUUCGACUCUCUCAUCAACGAGCUGUUUUCGUCCACAGGACUGCCACUCACUGGAUGUUUUUUGUUUGUCGCACCAUUCUUGGUAAACCCUAGACACUGUCGCGCGUGAAAUGCCCAGAAGGCCGGCCAUUUCUGAAAUGCUGGUACUGGCGCGACUGGCACCGACGAUCAUACAACGCUCAAAGUCGCUUAGGUCACUAGUUUUGCCCAUACUAACGUUCAAUCGAACAGUAACUGAAUGCCUCGAUGCCUGUCUGUCUGCUUUAUAUAGGAAGCCACGUGACUCACUGUCUGUAGGAACAAACCAUUUUCGUGAACGGUGUGGUGUACCUAAUAAUAUGUCCACUGAGUGUAUAUUGGAAAGACACCAGGAGACAACAGAAAAUACUAUUUACACACUAUUCAUAUAUAUUUUAUAUUUGAGAUUCUUCAAAGUAGCCACACUUUGCCUUGAUGACAGCUUUGCACACUCUUGGCAUUCUCUCAACCAGCUUCAUGAGGUAGUCACCUGGAAUGCAUUUCAAUUAACAGGUGUGCCUUCUUAAAAGUUAAUUUGUGUAAUUUCUUUCCUUCUUAAUGCGUUUGAUCCAAUCAGUUGUGUUAUGACAAGGUAUACAGAAAAUAGCCCUAUUUGGUAAAAGACCAAGUCCAUUUUAUGGCAAGAACAACUCAAAUAGGCAAAGAGAAACGACAGUCCAUCAUUACUUUAAGACAUGAAGGUCAGUCAAUCCGGAAAAUUUCAAGAACUUUGAAAGUUUCUUCAAGUGCAGUCGCUAUGAUGAAACUGGCUCUCAUGAGGACCGCCACAGGAAUGGAAGACUCUGCUGCGGAGGAUAAGUUAACUAGAGUUGACUGCACCUCAGAUUGCAUCCCAAAUAAAUGCUUCACAGAUUUCAAGUAACAGACACAUCUCAACAUCAACUGUUCAGAGGAGACUGCGUGAAUCAGGCCUUCAUGGUCGAAUUGCUGCAAAUAAUCCACUACUAAAGGACACCAAUAAGAAGAAGAGACUUGCUUGGGCCAAGUAACAUGAGCAAUGGAAAUUAGACCGGUGGAAAUCUGUCUUUUGGUCUGAUGAGUCCAAAUUUGAGAUUUUUGGUUCCAACUGCCGUGUCUUUGUGAGACGCAGAGUAGGUGAACGGAUGAUCUCUGCAUGUGUGGUUCCCACCGUGAAGUAUAGAGGAGGAGGUGUGGGGUUCUUUGCUGGUGACACUGUCUGUGAUUUAUUUCGAAUUCAAGGCACACUUAACCAGCAUGGCUACCACCGCAUUCUGCAGUGAUAUGCCAUUCCAUCUGGUUUGCGCUUAGUGGGACGAUCAUUUGUUUUUCAAAACACACCUCCAGGCUGUGUAAGGGCUAUUUGACCAAGAAGGAGAGUGAUGGAGUGCUGCAUCAGACGAGCUGGCCUCCACAAUCCCCCGACAUCAACCGAAUUGAGAUGGUUUGGGAUGAGUUGGACCACAGAGUGAAGGAAAAGCAGCCAACGAGUGCUUAGCAUAUGUGGGAACUCCUUCAAGACUGUUGGAAAAGCAUUCCACAUGAAGCUGGUUGAGAGAAUGCCAAGAGUGUGCAAAGCUGUCAUCAAGGCAAAGGGUGGCUACUUUGAAGAAUCUAAAAUCUAAAAUAUAUUUUGAUUUGUUUAACACUUUUUUGGUUACUACAUGAUUCCAUAUGUGUUAUUUCAUAGUUUUGAUGUCUUCACUAUUAUUCUACAAUGUAGAAAAUAGGAAAAAAAUAAAGAAAAACCCUUGAAUGAGUAGGUGUUCUAAAACUUUUGACUGGUACUGUAUGUCGGUUUGAAGUGUGUGCAAAUAUAUUAUACAAGUGGUUAGGCAUUUUCAACAUACACAUGUUUCUUAAAAAGACUAGAAGAGAAGUAGUCAAUUUCUCCUCAACCAUGAAAGACUAUCAUGCAUGCUGUUGAUGUUAGUUCUGUGUGUGCAGUAAAGGGCAAGGCAUGCUGCUUUGUUUUGAGCCAGCGUCAGCUUUGCUAGUUCUUUCUUUGCUACACCUGACCAUAUUAUCGGACAGUAAUCAAGAUGGGACAAGAUCAGAGCAUGAACAACUAGUACAGUUGAUCUUUGUGUCAAAAACGCAGAACAUCUUUUUAAAACAGACAUACCUCUCCCCAUCUUCACAACAACUUUGUCAAUAUGACUUGACCACGAUAACUGACCAUCCAAUGUUACUCCUAGGAGUUCAGCUUCUUCAACUUGUUCAAUGGUCACACCCUUUACUCGCAACUCCGGCUGAGGUUUAGGUCUAAGAGAAUGCUUUGAACCAAAUACAAUGCUUUUAUGUAUUUAAGACCCGUUUAUUUUUUAUUACCCAUUCUGACACUGACUGAAGGUGUCUAUCUCCAAGACAUAACAACCCACCGUAGCUGCGGCCUCCAGGGGAUUUUUGUCUUUAGUUAAAACAUCCUUAGAGAGUACAUCCUAAGUCUCCCGAGUGGCGCAGUGGUCUAAGGCACUGCAUCGCAGUGCUAGCUGUGCCACUAGAGAUCCUGGUUCGAAUCCAGGCUCUGUUGUAGCCGGCGCACAAUUGGCCCAGCGUCAUCCAGGGUAGGGGAGGGAAUGGCCGGCAGGGAUGUAGCUCAGUUGUUAGAGCAUGGCGUUUGCAACGCCAGGGUUGUGGGUUCGAUUCCCAUGAGGGGCCAGUAUGAAGUUUAAAAAAAUAAAAUAAUGUAUGCACUCACUAACUGUAAGUCGCUCUGGAUAAGAGCGUCUGCUAAAUGACUAAAAUGUAAAUGUAAAUGUACUUGUUUACAUACACACUAAUAAUUCGAUAUUAAACAGAUUUUGUCAGUAGCCCGAGUGUGGAAAUAGUCAUGUAAACACCUUACUCUGCUUAUCUUAAUCGGUGUAAGGUCAAAAUCAAAGUAAGCAUACACCGAUUAAAACACCUGGUUUUCUGAGCAAUCUUUCUAAUUAUUAGGACAUCUUAAACAGCUUAAUCGGCGUUCCAGAGGUGUAUUUGAUCUGCGCAUGUGGCAGCACCGGUAGCACAAGCCUCCCUCUUAUGCGUGAGUGACGUGAAAUCGCAAAAACUAAAAGUAUGCAUCUUAGAAAUAGUUGUCAUAUACAAACUUUAUAUGUCCGAACUCAAUCGAAUAGGCUUCGCAAAAAUAACAUGAUCUCUGUGGUAGAACGUUUAUUUUGAUUGUCGAUUUUCUGCAUCGAAAGUCCCAUCAGGUAGCCUGAUUUCACAUGUGCCCAUGUAAACAGGAUUAUUAGGGAAAUUGUUAAUUUUGCAAAGCAUGUAAAUGUUUUAAACUAUUAUAUUAAUCUGACUAUCCACAAUAAUAAUAUUGUGUGCAUGUAUCCGUGCUCAAUGUGUGACUUUCUCAUCUGCACAUACUACACAAGGUGAUGUCCCUUCACCCACUCAUGCUUCGUCUUGCUUCCUCCUUAUCCUCCCUUCUCGUCUCCCUCCACCUCCCCUCCCUUGCUCCGUCCUCCCAUCCCAGUGUGACUUUCACAGUGAGAGUAAUUAGCUGUUUAAUUAGGAUCAACACCGGCCCUGUGGCUGCCAAGCAAAGGAGAAGUGUCAAUAUUUAAUGGUCUCUGCUCCUCUCUAAUUGAUUUAAAUUCCCUUUUAUGAACGCACGGGGACACAUAAUUGUAUACCUACCCUCUCUUCGACAGUUGUCUAGGCCUUUUCAGUCUUAUCGCUCUCCAUCGCCCUGAUGUUUUGGUCAGGGUCCUAUUAUCAGGAGUGUGUUUUGAGUCCUGCUAUUUGAGGCUCCUCUCCCUCUCUCUCUCUCUCUCUCUCUGUGUUCUCUGUGUUCUCUGGAUGUGGGUUACAUUAGCUGGCUGACAGAGAUGAUUACAGCCGACCAAGGCCUUUUAAUACAGAUUAAAUCUCCUCCACCCAUUGAUGUCUUUCAUAUGCCUGCCACCCAACCAUCCCUCACCUGUUGCCUGUGACCCUUUCUCUCGUGCUGCUGUUGAGUCCUCCUGCUGCGUGCUGCACGAUCUGUAUUCUGGAGAAACUGUCAGAGGAAAUAUGGGUUCAUAGUGUGGCUCUGCAUUUUGAUAGAGAUCCGUUUCACUGCAGAGUUACAGCAGGCUUAGUGGGUCCUGUUUGGAUUAGUGUUGUCACGAUACCAGAAUUUUGUUUGAGGGCCGAGUGUCUGCGGGUUUUCGCUCCACCCUUGUACUUGAUUGAUGAAUUAAGGUCACGAAUUAGUAAGGAACUCCCCUCACCUGGUUGUCUUAAAGGAAAAAACAAAAACUGAAUAGUAUAAUUAAGCAAUAAGGCCUGAGGGGGUGUGGUAUAUGGCCAAUAUACCACGGCUAAGGGCUGUUUCCUAGCACGAUGCAACGCGGAGUGCCUGGACACAUCCCUUAGCCGUGGUAUAUUGGCCAUAUAUCACAAACCCCUGAGGUGACUUAUUGCUAUUAUAAACUGUUUAUGAACGUAAUUAGAGCAGUAAAUACCCAUUGGAUACGGUCUGAUAUACCAUGGCUGUCAGCCAAUCAGCAUUCCGGGCUCGAACCACCCAGUUUAUAAUUGAACUUUUUGCCACCAGCUCCUGAUAUCAGGGCAUAAAAACACAAGUCUGUGCACUGAAUUAGCCUAGUCCGCAUGUGCGCCCAGCAAUAUCCUGUCCCACGCUUGUUUUCCCCGGUUUUCCCUGGCUAAACUGGCUGGCUAGCUGAAUGAACUAUGCUAGUUUUCGUCCUCAUUGCCAAACUUCAUAAAUACUGCACCCUCAACUUCAAAACUCCGUUGCUAGUUAUACAAUCAUGUAACUAAGAAAUUCGCUGGAAAUAAAAUUAUUUAUUGUUUUGUUGAAUAGUCAUGACUGAUUCGAGCCAUCGGUGGCGAAGGAUAUCAUUGCUACUUAAUGCGGAUGCAAGUUCAGUUUUGAGAUCCACCGUUAUUGGCGUAGGGUUAGCUGGACGUUUCUGACUGGUCUUGGAACUGUGUCAAUGGGCAGCCUCUCGACGCUUGACUCAAUAGUAUAUUUAGUGAUUUUGCCAACACAGCCAGAUACAGUAUGUACACAGUUUUGUACCCUUAACCUUUUUUAAACUAUUUGUUGAUUUAAUCUGACUUUAUUAGUAUAAUGAGUAAUCCAGGAAUGUCACAAGUUAAUUGACUCAAGAAAAUAGCAACUCUACAGAGCGCCAAUGGCUACAAUGAAUGGCUAAAUGGGUCCACAGGGCUCCUCCUCCUCACCACUCUAUAGAUAAUCUUUGGGAGAGACGGGAGAGAAGACUGAAUAAGUGAAUGAAUAAAGUUUUUGGUGGCAAUCAGCUUUGAAAUCAGCAUAUUUUGCCUUCUGGUUUGCAUACACACAAAGUACAAGGGUAGUGAAUGGAUGUUAGCUUUAGCUGUCAUCUAGCAUGGAAAGUUACCGGUAGCUUCCAGCUUUGUAAGCUAUCUUCUUGCAAUGUAAAGUGUUCUAGCCUUUAUGGACAUUGUUUUGCGAACAGUAAUUAACAGUUUCAACAUUUCUACAUGCCGUGUUGCAUUAUUCAAGUGUGUUAUGAGUAAGUGGAGCAGGCACAGUGCGUGCUAUAAUAAGGGGUCGGCUGCGCAGAUAGACAGGCGUGAUCCCUGAGACACAUUUCACAGAAGUACCGAAAGUAAAAAAAUGUAUAUAGUACCAAACCGUUUUUCAUGUUCUAGUAUCAGAAAAGUACUGACGUUUUGAUAUACCGUACGACACUAGUUUGGAUGUGUCUUACAGGAGGAGCAGAAAGACAGAUUCUCCUGGAGCGUGUUCUGUUGAGAGAAAAUGUUUUGAAAUGGAGUGAAGCAUGUAGGUGCUAAAUUAAAGGAAAACUCCACACAAAAUGACAAUCUUUUCAUUAGUCCACUGUUGAUACAGUCCCAAAAGGGUUUGCAUGUCAGCAGUCAAGUUUUCAAGAUAUUGGACUUUCAAGAAGCAAAGUGACACUUGCCCCAAAAAAUUAUCAUAUGAUGCAAAAUGCAUCAUCAUGAUGUGUCAAGUGACACUUUGGUUCUUGAGUGUCUAAUAUCUUGAAAACCUGACUGCUGACAUGCAAACCAUUUUGGGACUGUAUCCAGACUUGGUGCAUCGGUACCGCUUGCCGUGCGGCAGCAGAGAGAACAGUCUAUGACUUGGGUGGCUAGUUUCUUUUACAAUUUUUAGGGCCUUCCUCUGAUACCGCCUGGUAUAGAGGUCCAGGAUGGCAGGGAGCUUGGCCUCAGUGAUGUACUGGGCCAUACGCACUACCCUCUGUAGCGCCUUGUCCAGAUGGGACAGUGUGGAAUGCAAUAGAGAUUGCGUCAUCUGUGGAUCUGUUGGGACGGUAUGCGAAUUGGAGUGGGUCCAGGUUGUCUGAUGUGAGCCAUGACCAGCCUUUCAAAGCAUUUCAUGGUUACAGUGAGUGCAUUUAGACAAGUUACCUUGGUGCUUUUUGGGCACAGGGACUAUGGUGCUCUGCUUUAAUCAUGUAGGUAUUACAGACUGGGUCAGGGAGAGGUUGAAAAUGUCAGUGAUGACACUUGUCAGCUGGUCAGCGCAUGCUCUGAGUACACGACCUGGUAAUCCCUCUGGCCUUGUGAAUGUUAACCUGUUUAAAGGUCUUACUCACAUCGGCUACGGAGAGCGUGAUCACACAGUCGUCUGGAACUGCUGGUGCUCUCAUGCAUGUUUCAGUGUUGCUAGCCUCGAAGCGAGCAUAGAAGGUAUUUUGUUAUUCUGGUAGGCUUGCGUCACUAGCCACUGGGCUUUGCAGGAGUUGUAUUAGGUUACAGCGUGUAGUGUUUACUGAGGUGAGAACAGGAGGAGGUAAAAUCAUUACUCGUAAAAUGAUAAUUUCUAUGCAUGAUUUCCUAGUGAUACAAUUCAAUUGUGGUGAUGAGCAGCCCUUUCCAACCUACUGGAGUCUGAUUUUAAUUGAACAACGAGUUGCUUCUCAUUUUCUGUAAUUUGAUUGUUACACUUCUGAAUUGUGUUUGAUGAUGGCACAGAACAAAGCCAUUGCGAUAAUCAUUUGCAUAAUGCUGUCCUUACUCUGAUCUUCUGGAAAUAAUACAAUGGCUUACCUCUUCAGGAGACAGACUGACUGAAUCACAGUUAACUACAAUUAACUCACUUUUCAAGGAGUGCCACUUGAAAAGGCCGGCUUCGCUGAGUGAAAACUUAAUGGUCAGUUCAGUCUCACUAUGUGAAUCCUAUUCAAGCCACACUGUGCAUACCAUCAAAGAGGGGUCCUAAUCCUGUGUGAGGUUCUCUCCUUCCGUUUCAAGUGACUGAGGAAGGACAGCUAGAAGCAGAAAGAAGACACUGUUGAGUCCUCAUCCUGUUUGUCUUCUCUCCUCUUCUCUCAGAUGGUGGGGUUCGGGUCCUACCAGGGGAGGUGGAGGAGGACCUCCCUGCCUACCUGCCCUCCUUCUGUCACCUGACCCAGCUGGACCUGACCUCCACAGCCAGGAGGACGGGGACACGGCCGGGGACACGGGGAAUGCAGCAGGACACGCCACCACAUGGACAGGUACGAGGAAGGACAGUCACUAAGCUAUGACAUAAAGACACUAAGAUGAAGAUUACAUUUACCCAUCCCAGGAACAGCUUAGUUGACUCCGCAAUUAGUUGACCAGGAAAAUGGGACUUGCAGUUUGUACAUUUUGUUAGAGAGUUAUGUUAAGCAGUCAUAAGUGUGGUUAUUUCAACCACAGUCCUUCUGUGCUGGCGUCAUGCGAGAGGGGUCUGUCUAUAUACAGUGUAGGGAACUUAAUUUGUGUCUUUGACUUUUCACAGAGUGACAGUGAAGAGGUUUUGCCUUUCAACCUGGAUGAGAACUUUGACUACGACAAUGUUGUGCUGUCUAGGAAACAUCUCCUACCACAGUCCAACGCUGGUGUAUGACCUCUGUGCAGGGACCACUGUCUGGGAGAUCCUUAUGUCAUACCACAUAAAAUUACCCAACUUACCAUCUAACUGGAGUAAUACACCACUCCUGAAAACAGCGUCCUUCCUGUCAUUCCUGCUACUAAGUGGAACAUUAGAACAGAGCAACACCAAAUGGCACAGUUUAUCCAAAUUCUCUCCUCAGGGAAUCAGGAAUAAUCACACUGUUUUGGACCUGAGGGCUGUGAGACUGGUCACUGAUGAACGACGACACACAGGAACAUAGAGGCUUGGCCCACCAGGGAUCACACAGCAGAAAUGCUGUGUAUUUGGGUUUAUGUGUGUAAGAGUUCAUUUGUGUGUAUGUGCGUACGCGUGAGUGAGUGAGUGUGUGCGUGUGUGUGUGU